AUGGGGACCGUGGAGAACCAUUUUAGUGAGACAACGGCAACCGCGGCGCCCGCCUCUUCUCCUGGAGGGGACACAAGUACUGCAGAUGCCCUGCAUACUCCUGCCGUUGCCCCAGAUCAUCAGGACGCUGGACACUCCACUGCGGGAGCGGCAGCUAGCAAACGAGCACGAGCUCAAAUAGAGGAAGAUGUCUCCCUGUUACAGCAGCUGCUGGAGGAAACAGAGGCUGCAGGGGCUACGGAGUACGUCCCGCUUAAGAAACGUAAAGCAAUACGCGAGAAACUUUUGAAAAAACAAUUACAGGCACUUAAUGCUCAUUUGGAGGUGGAGGAGGGGGCACCGGAUCUUAGUGGAUCUGAACUAGAUGAGGAGGCCAAACAGAGGGAAGCGAAGCAGAAAGAAGCAGCCAUUUCAAAAGCCCGCCUUGACUUUAGGAAGACGCUCCUUGCUACGAGCCGGAAGUUGCGUCAAGAAGCAGAAAAGAACAAAAAGGAUGUUGUAUCGAAGUCACUGGGAGCCCCACUGCAAGGCGUUAGAGAGCGAGCGAAGGGAAUCGUCUAUUCCAAGAGAAUGGCCACCUCUUGGACAAUGCCUUCAAAGUACCGUGAAAUGACGGAAGCGGAAGCAAAAGAAGUUCGGGAGCGUUUCUUUGUUGACGUUAACGGGACCGAUGUGCCACCUCCAUUCCGAAACUUCAAAGACAUGUGCUUUCCGCAGCCGAUUCUGGAUGCCUUGAAGAAGAAAAAUAUCACGGCACCUACCCAAAUUCAGAUGCAAGGCAUACCGGCACUACUGCAAGGAAGGGAUUUGAUUGGCAUUGCUUUCACAGGUAGUGGCAAGACUCUUGUAUUCACUCUGCCAAUGUUAAUGGGGGCCUUAGAGUCCGAGAUGAGAUCCCCUUAUAUCGCCGGGGAAGGACCUUGGGGUCUAGUGGUUUGCCCCUCGCGGGAGCUGGCCAGCCAGACAACUGAUGUUGUCAAUUUUUUCGCCACUGCUCUUCAUGAAGGUGGAUAUCCACAGCUGCGCUGCCUCUGCAUGAUUGGAGGCGUCAGUACGCAGGAACAGGCGGCAUUCAUACGUAACGGUGUUCACUGCGUGGUGGCAACCCCAGGGAGGCUCACCGAUAUGCUUAACAAGAGGCGCAUGGGGUUGAACCAGUGCCGUUAUUUGGCAUUUGAUGAAGCAGAUAGAAUGGUGGAUAUGGGCUUUGAAGAGGAGGUUAGGAAUGUACUUGAUUGUUUUGGUCACCAAAGGCAAACGCUCUUAUUCUCCGCCACCAUGCCUCGAAAGAUCCAGGAAUUUGCAAAAUCUGCUCUUGUUGAUCCCAUAGUUGUCAACGUUGGCAGGGCAGGAGCUGCCAACUUGGACGUCAUUCAAGAGGUUGAGUACGUGAAACAAGAAAAUAAGCUUCCUUAUCUUUUGCACUGCUUGCAAAAAACAGAGCCUCCAGCUUUGGUUUUUUGUGAGAACAAAAAGGAUGUGGAUGACAUCCAGGAAUAUCUGCUGUUGAAGGGAGUCGAGGCGGUAGCAAUUCACGGCGGUCUUGCGCAGGAAGAACGCAGCGAGGCUAUUCGCCUGUUUAAAGAGGGUCGGAAGGACGUACUUGUCGGAACAGAUGUUGCAUCGAAAGGGCUCGACUUUCCUGCAAUUCAGCAUGUGAUCAACUUUGACAUGCCGAAAGAAAUCGAGAACUACGUACACAGAAUCGGGCGAACGGGCAGAUGCGGCCGUACAGGAGUAGCGACAACCUUCAUAAACAAAAAUUCCGAGGAGACAGUUCUGCUAGAUCUUAAAGCUCUUCUGAUCGAGGCCGGCCAAAGAAUUCCUCCAUUCUUGGAUGCUCUAGAUAGCAGGGGCUUAAAUCUGAAGGAAAUUGGAGGUGUUAGAGGCUGUGCAUACUGCGGCGGUUUGGGCCAUCGUAUUGGACAGUGCCCGAAGUUAGAAAGCCAGAAAAGGCAAACUCAGGGCUCGACGGGCAAGGACUAUUUGACUUCGGGGUCCCGCUACGGUGGCACUGGGAAAUACGGUGGAGAGUGGUAA
Eimeria necatrix is the source of this 2040-nucleotide messenger RNA. RefSeq names its product DEAD/DEAH box helicase, putative. Gene Ontology annotation, cellular component: spliceosomal complex. The coding region runs from base 1 to 2040 and encodes 679 amino acids. The transcript is spliced from 10 exons. Gene Ontology annotation, biological process: mRNA splicing, via spliceosome. Gene Ontology annotation, molecular function: ATP binding; RNA binding; RNA helicase activity. The record is from RefSeq and is a predicted model, not a curated record. NCBI's taxonomy places the organism in Eukaryota, Apicomplexa, Conoidasida, Eucoccidiorida, Eimeriidae.